Hibiscus syriacus is the source of this 491-nucleotide messenger RNA. RefSeq names its product damage-control phosphatase At2g17340-like. NCBI's taxonomy places the organism in Eukaryota, Viridiplantae, Streptophyta, Magnoliopsida, Malvales, Malvaceae. Gene Ontology annotation, cellular component: nucleus; cytosol. Gene Ontology annotation, molecular function: ATP binding; pantothenate kinase activity. Gene Ontology annotation, biological process: coenzyme A biosynthetic process. The transcript has 6 exons. The record is from RefSeq and is a predicted model, not a curated record. The annotation marks the transcript as partial.
UCCAUUCUUAAAUUUCUGCAUCCCUCCUUCCGUAAUUCCAUUCCCUCCUUCCAGAAGAGAGCUGAGAGUGAUACUAUUGUGGCUGAUGCUCCAACUAAAGCUGAGAAUUAUGCUCAAAGGUAUGCUGACAUACUUGAUGACAUCAAGAAAGAUCCCGAAAGCCAUGGUGGACCGCCUGAUUGUAUUCUUCUCUGCCGGAUUCGUGAACAAAUUCUUAUAGAAUUGGGGUUUAGAGACAUAUUCAAGAAAGUCAAAGAUGAAGAGAAUGCCAAGGCUAUCUCCCUAUUUCCGGAUGUAGUUCUUCUUAAUGAUGAUAUUGAGGAUGAAGGGAAGCGACUGGAGAAUCUAGCUAGAGGAAUAUUUGCUGGAAACAUAUUUAAUCUUGGUUCUGCACAGCUUGUUGAGGUUUUCUCAAGGGAUGGGAUGUCCUUCUUGGCUACUUGUCAAAAUCUUGUUCCUCGUCCUUAGGUCAACUAUCUUUACGUCUGUCC